This is a messenger RNA of Cooperia oncophora, 1764 nucleotides long. NCBI's taxonomy places the organism in Eukaryota, Metazoa, Nematoda, Chromadorea, Rhabditida, Trichostrongylidae. The record is from the annotation of a GenBank genome assembly.
AUGAAAGGAAGCGCAGCUGACAAUAUUGCGAGCACGUCUGCAGCAACUCCGGUCAAACGAGGUGGACAAGAUGUGAAACAAGACCAGGUAGCAAAGACAGCAACCGACGUGCUUCAUAAAAAGAGUAAGGAAGAUAAAGACAGUAAAAAACCAGGAAAAAAGGAUGCGAAAGAAGAUUUUAAGACUUGCACUACUGUAACACUGGCUCCAGGUGAUGUUCUCGGGAAAGAGAUCAAGGAAGGAAAAGACGAUAAAGGAGGAAAAGGGGCCAGAGAAGCUUCAGAGGAAAAGGACGGAAAACAGGACAACAUUCCGAGCACUGCCCCCGCAAUACCACCUCCACCUGAAACACAAGAUGGCAAAGGCGGCAAGCAGGACAACAUUCCGAGCACUGCCACCGCAAUACCACCUCCACCUGAAACACAAGAUGGCAAAGGCGGCAAGCAGGACAAGCUUCCGAGCACUACCGCUGCAGUACACGGUCCAGGAGGAAAAGGGGCCAGAGAAGCUUCAGAGGAAAAGGACGGAAAACAGGACAACAUUCCGAGCACUGCCCCCGCAAUACCACCUCCACCUGAAACACAAGAUGGCAAAGGCGGCAAGCAGGACAACAUUCCGAGCACUGCCACCGCAAUACCACCUCCACCUGAAACACAAGAUGGCAAAGGCCGCAAGCAGGACAAGCCUUCGAGCACCACCACUGCGAUACCGCCUCCACCUGAAGGUGAUAGUAGAGUUGGCAAACAAGAUGUUCCCCCAACCACGACCACUGCAAUAGCAACACCCCUUGAAGAACAAGAUGGCAAAGAUGGUCAACACUAUAAGCCUCAGGGCACUGACACAGCUGCACCUGCUUCAUCUGCAGUUCCUAGCAAAGAUGGGAAACGACGCAAGCGUAGCAAAGGUAGUAAAAAACAACUUAAGAAAAAGGAUUCAAAACAAGACAGGCCGUCCAGCGUUGCCACAGCAACACCAGCUUCACCAGAAGUUCCUCUCAAAGAAGGUAAGCGACGUAAACGCAGCAAAGACAGUAAAAAACGACUAAAGAAGAAGCAUGAACCACCAAGCACUGCCACUGCAAAAUCAGCUCCUCCAGAAGGGCAGGAUGAUCAAGGUAAAAAAGACAAGCCUCCGAGUACUGCACUUCCACCUCAAAAAGACGUUCCCUCCAAAGAAGGCAAACUAAGCGAACGUAGCAAAGGCAGUGAAGAUAAGACUUCAAGCACCUCCACGGCCAUACCAGCUCUACCAAGUAGCGAUGAUAAAGAAAGCAAACCUCCGAGCACUUCAACUGCUAUACCGGCUCCACCAGAAGGUCAAGAAGGGAAAGAUGUUAAGCAAGAUAAAGCUCCAAGCACUUCAACUGCAAUAUUAGCUCCAUCAGAAGGUAAAGGAGUGAAGGAUGGUAGGCAAGAUAAUCCUCCCAGCACUUCAACAGCUAAAGAAGCUCCUUCAGACGGAAGAGGUAAAGAGGGUAAGCAAGGCAAACCUUCAAGUGCUUCGACUGAAGUACUUCCCCCACCGAAGACCAAAGAUGUUAAAGUCGGUAAACAAGACAAGCCAGCAAGUACUGCUACUGCAAUACCACAUCCAUCCAAAGUCCCUAGUAAAGACGGCAAACCACGUAAACGUAGUAAACGAAGCAAACGCAGCAAACGUAGCAAAGGGCGUAAAAAGGAAAAAGAAGGGCAACAAGACAAGACUCCAAGCACUUCGACAGCGAUACCAGCUCCAAAGGAGCGAGAAAGAUGGCAAGGACGGUAA